AUGCACACUAUAGGGGGGGGAGAGCACGCUGAAGUCACGGUCCGCUCUCGCUCAGCUCACGCUUCUGGGGUAUUCACACUGUGGGGAUGGUCACGCUUCGGUCGCAGACCCAUAUCAGCCCCUCAUCCUCCUCAGUACAUCUGGUUUUACGGAUCAUGCUACUCGGUCACGGGUAAGAACGUGUUGAGAGUUGCAGAGCUAAUACGCACCAUCGCUGCCUCUCAGAGCAGCAGCAGCAGCAGCAGCAGCAGCAGGCCAUUGGAAAGACAAAAAUCGCAGAAGCCCAACCAUUCAUGUGUGUGUCCUUUGACGAGAGCAGUCCUAAACACGAGCCUUUACUUCAUCAGCCUUCCCUCUAAUGCCAUUCCUCUCUUCCCUGCAGGCAACCUGGUGGUGCUGCUGGUGAUGUGGGUGCACCCCCGCAUGCGAUCCACCACCAACUUCUUCCUCACCAACCUGGCCAUCGCGGACUUCUGCGUCACUGUGUUCUGCGUGUACCAGAACCUCUCACUCUACCUCGCCCAGACGUGGGUGUUCGGGGACUUCCUGUGUAAGAUGUACAACUUUGUCAACUACCUGAGCUACACCGCCUCCGUCAUGAUCCUGGUGGUGAACUGCGUGGAGCGAUACGUGGCCAUCAUGUGUCCCUUCAGAGCCAGAAGACACUGCUCCGCCAUCGCAACCUGGUGGCUGCGGCGUGCCUCACCCCAGCGUGUGUUGCAGGUGCUGCUGGUGGUAGUGUGGGCGGGCAGCGGCGUGUACUGCUGCCCUCGCCUCCUGUACUUCCGGGCGGGUUCCCACGAGCUGCCUGGCGCGCAAUACACGGAGGUGAUAUGCCUGGCGGACCGCGAGCUGUACGACUCCCGCACCUUCGACACCAUCAACUUUGUGUUGCUGUACGUGAUGCCGCUGUCCGUCAUGUCGCUGCUGUACUGGCGUAUCGGCCGCUACCUGUGGGUGAACGGCCGCCAGAUCGAGGAGGCGAGGCGCUCCACCCAGGCCCCACUGGCGCCCCCUGGCACGUUGGCCCCCCAAGCGCCGUGCUGCCUGUCUGCCAUCAAGGAGAACGCCAUCAAGAACAAAACCUCGCGGUCACGGGAGGACGGGCAGCUGCCGCACAGCGCGGCGGGUUCCAGCAGCUCCAUCGGCUGCUACUCCACGGCGGCGUGGCGGCGGCGGUGGCGCCACCCCGGGGAGAGCAUCUCCAUGGGGCCCUACCACUCUGAGCGCCUCAUCAGGACGUGGCGCAAGGUGGUGAAGCUGCUGGUGGCGGUGGUGCUGUGCUUCGCUCUCUGCAACCUGCCCUUCCACCUGCGUAAGAUGCUCACCUACUACCACCCCGCCUACAAGCCCACCACGGACGCCGCCCUCAUGGUUACGCCGCUCUCUAACCUGCUCAUGUAUCUCAACUCCGCGCUCAACCCCAUCGUGUACUCUUUCAUGUCGCACAACUUCCGCGCCUGCGUGCGCGACGUGCUGACGCGCUACACGCGGCGCGGCAAGCGGCGCCACUUGUCAGGCCCUCAGCGGCCCGCGACGCGCCCCCAGGACCCGCAACUACACAUCCUCGCCGCCGCCCCGCAUCCGCAUCCGCAUCCGCACCCAGCACCAGCACCAGCACCCGCGCCCGCACCCUCACCCUCACCCGCAUCCGCACACACACACGCACACACGUCCACACCCGUGCUCCAUGUCACGCCCACGCCUCGACGAUCAUCACCCGUGACUUGACACAUGAAAGGUCAGUCUCUCUCUCUCUCUCUCUCUCUCUCUC
Molecule: messenger RNA, 1774 nt
Organism: Scylla paramamosain (green mud crab)
Lineage: Eukaryota; Metazoa; Arthropoda; Malacostraca; Decapoda; Portunidae
Product: trissin receptor-like
Biological process (GO): G protein-coupled receptor signaling pathway
Cellular component (GO): plasma membrane
Molecular function (GO): G protein-coupled receptor activity
Source: RefSeq, a predicted model, not a curated record